Messenger RNA from Teleopsis dalmanni, 1529 nucleotides. RefSeq lists its product as uncharacterized. The record is from RefSeq and is a predicted model, not a curated record. The coding region runs from base 108 to 1427 and encodes 439 amino acids. The transcript is spliced from 2 exons. Lineage: Eukaryota; Metazoa; Arthropoda; Insecta; Diptera; Diopsidae.
AAUAAAAAAUUUGAAAGUAUAUUGCGUUUCAAAAACAUUUUGUUAAAAUCAAAAUUGUGUGUCAAUCCUUGUAAAGUGAAUUAUUAGUUGGACAUAAUUUAACUACAAUGGAUUGUUAUAAUAUUCCAAAGAAGGUGAACAGACAUGUAUUGUCCGCCAUGCAUUACUUGUCAUCGGGUAAGCCGCUGGGAACUCCGAUAAAAGAGAAGGAAAUAAUUGAUAGAGUACGUUUUCAAAUGAAAAGAUUAGUACCUGUGCCGAGACUUGCAAAUGUUAUAAGAAAAUCGCUUAGGAAUAUGGAAAACCUUAGUAUUGUUUCAGAAAUGCGUCCACAUCAUUUUAGUUAUCAUUGCGAUUCGAGACAAACCCUGUUACAAAGUAGUCCGGAACAGGACAAUUUAUUUAACCAGAAUAUAUUUGUUCCAAGAGGAAAGAGGAGUUAUCAGUGGACUGAGGGUCCUGCAAACGAAAGAAAUGAUUGGAGACGUUUACCUCAGCAAAGAAGAUUGGAAGAGAUAUAUUUUGAUGACAUAUCUUUCAAAUCUAGUUUAAAUAGUAGUAGUACAUAUAUGGGACAAUACGAUUAUAUGGAGCUGAGUGAUGACGAGGACUCACUUUCGACUUUAUCGGAUUAUGAAAUUCAACGCCUACGAAGAAGACUACGUGAUGAAUAUUAUUAUAAUGACAGAAGAAGGAUUGAACGUGAACGGCGUUAUAGAAGAGCUAUGGACCAGAUUUAUAAUAAUCAUACAAGAAAUGAGCGAAAUUACCGGAGAAUGAGAGGAACAAGUAGAUAUAGUCACCAUGGGGGGGUUCGUUUAGCUACCUCUGCUGAACUGGCAAGAAUGCCACAUGGCAUUAAGAGAUUUGCAGGUCCUCGUAUAAUAAAACAAACUCCAUCAUCUUCUUAUGGUUGUUGCAUAAAUGAAAUUGAAACUCAAGAAAAACCUCCUCUACUUCAAACGGAAGUAGAGGAGAAGAAAGAUAUAAUUUGCCAACAACCUACAUUAGAUGCUGCAGAAUAUAUAUGGGAAAGUACCAGUUCUACCAUUCACAGCGAUUUUGAAGCACAAUUUAGAGCAGAGAAAGAAAAGGAUUUAUUUGGCCAACAUGAACAAGAACCAUUACUUAUGGCAACAUAUGUUUCCAAUAGAAAUGAAACUGCAAGUUUAAAUCUUAGCACAAGAGUAGAUAAAACUGAAGCAACCAUUUCACAGAGCAAUUUAGAAGCGCAAUGUGAAACCAUGAAGGAGGAAAUCACAUCUGAUCAAGUUUCAAGUAUAAAGGAAACCCAACCAUCUGCUUCAGGCAGCAAAACUCAAUCACCUUCUUCGGGUGGUAAUUUGGAAAAUUGUAAUCAAUACUCAGAGAGCAGUUCUGAAGAUUACCAUAGCUGUGAUAACAUAAUUUUGAAAUAUGUUAGAUAGAAGUAAAUGGUACCAUCAAAAUCUUAUGUAUAAAUCAAUCAUUAUAAAAACAUAUGGAAGUAUCAAAAGGAUCAUGGAUAAGUUAUUUUAUUAAUAUUUUAU